CCCCAGGGGUCUGGAAACAGCGGGGGAGCCCUGCUGACGCUCGCCCAACUACAGACCGGCCAUUCCCUGCCGGGGACUCGCUCCCGCCAGCCACCCCCGGGACGCAGCCCGGUUGGCAGAGUCCCACGGCCGUGCGAAGGGGCGCCGGGGCCCGGCUAGGGAAGGCGGCCGGGAUAGAGGCAGCGGCAAGCAGUGGGUCGGGACGUGGCAGUGGGUACAUAUGCGAACCCCGCCCCACUCGGGCGCUCAGCGGGUGGGGAAAAAGGGAGAGGGCCUCCGGCCGCGAGGGGGCGCGACUCGGGCCCAGAGAUGUGGCGAGGCGGAAGUGAGCGACGAGAGCGGAAGUGGCGGCGGCGGCUGGGACGGCAGCUCGUGAGAAGAAUGGGCUCUGUGUCGGAGGAACUCAGCCUGGUCCCCCUGCACCAGAGGCCGGAGCUGCUGGAGGCCUGCGCCGAGCUGCUGGGCGAGGAGUGGGGCAAGAGCCGGGCGUCGCGGCUCCACACGCUGCAGCGCUCCUCGGACGCCUUCCCUGCCUGCCUGCUGCUGCUGCGGAGCCAGCGCCCUUCUGAGGCCCCGGCUGCUCGGGAGGGUCCCUACCAGCUUGUGGGACACGUCCGGCUCUCCCGUGUGGCUGGCCGGCCCCAUGACCUCUUUUUGGAGAGUGUGGUGGUUCCCCGGGCACUGCGGGGCCAAGGCUAUGGGCGGCAGCUGAUGGAGGCCACUGAGCGGUGGGCGCGGGCUCGGGGCUUUGGCUGCCUGCACCUUACCACCCACGACAAGCAGCAUUUCUAUGCCCACCUGGGUUUUGUCCUGGGUGAGCCGGUGCAGAGUGUGGCCUUCCUCAGCCCCGCCAUAUCCACUGAGGUGCUGCGGCUCUUCUCCACCUGUCCCAGCACUGCCACCACCACGCGAAAGGUGCCCACUGCACCGCCGCCUCCCCUCCUACCCCCUGCUGCUCCCCCACCCCCACCCCCAACGACCGUGAUAUGGGCAAGGGGAGUUCUGGCUGAGAGCAGCGGACAGAGCCUCCUGGAGACCCCCCACCGCGAUGCCAAAGGGCUGCCCAUCUUUUGGAUGAAGAAGAACAUCUGAGCAGGCCCAAAGCUAGUGAUUAAAAGCAGUGCAGGCAGGGGCUGCCUGCCCCAGUG
Messenger RNA from Pogoniulus pusillus (Red-fronted tinkerbird), 1148 nucleotides. It is a transcript of the gene NAA80, whose product is annotated as N-alpha-acetyltransferase 80, NatH catalytic subunit. The coding region runs from base 310 to 1092 and encodes 260 amino acids. Gene Ontology annotation, biological process: protein acetylation. Gene Ontology annotation, molecular function: acetyl-CoA binding; N-acetyltransferase activity. Gene Ontology annotation, cellular component: cytoplasm. The transcript is spliced from 2 exons. The record is from RefSeq and is a predicted model, not a curated record. NCBI's taxonomy places the organism in Eukaryota, Metazoa, Chordata, Aves, Piciformes, Lybiidae.